Messenger RNA from Ambispora gerdemannii, 654 nucleotides. The record is from the annotation of a GenBank genome assembly. NCBI's taxonomy places the organism in Eukaryota, Fungi, Glomeromycota, Glomeromycetes, Archaeosporales, Ambisporaceae.
AUGUCUAACGACUCAAAAGUCUACGUUUCUUAUAACCAAAUAAAAGAUACUGUUGAACGUUAUCGUAUUAAUGAAGAAUUCAAACCUGACUUAAUGAUUGCAAUAGGUGGUGGUGGCUUUAUACCGGCUAGAAUUCUGCGUACCUUUCUAAAACGCCAAAACAACAAAAACAUUCCUAUCCAAGCUAUAGGACUCUCGUUAUACGAGGAAUUGUUCGUUUCAACCGAAAGCGAACAAGCAAAAAAUGACUCUGCACUCGCCAAAUUGGGGAAUCAAGUAAUAAAAACCCAAUGGUUACAAUUUGGUCCGCCAGUUGUCACAACGCUAUUAGGAAAAAAUAUUCUGAUUGUGGAUGAAGUGGAUGAUACACGUACAACAUUGGCAUACGCAAUUCAAGAACUGACCAAAGACAUUGACGAACUGAAAAAAAAAUUUAUUCUCGAAUAUCCAGGAAAGGACGUGCCUGCAACUCGAUUAGCUGUGUUCGUAUUGCAUAAUAAGAUUAAAGAGAAACGAAUGGAAAUCCCAGAUGAAUCGAUCGUUAAUGGUGGAAGGUAUUGGGCUGCAAAAGAAGUUCCUGAUAGAUGGAUAGUGUAUCCGUGGGAGUCUACUGAUAUAGAAGAACAUACAGAAAAAAGUUUGAUCAGUAAUUGA